GAAAGAAAGCCAAGCGUCUACAUAAUCGAACACUGUUCAUUCAAGUUCUGAAAGUCACGGAGUGCGGACGUGUUGUGAAAAUUCUCCGGAAUUUUUUUCAUUCAUAUUGAAAAUCAGAUUGCAAAACUAAAUAAAGUGUUUCAGUGUAUAAUAAAAGAAAAUAAAAGCCAGCGUCCCUAAGAUGGCGGACGAAGAACAAUUCUCGCUGUGUUGGAAUAAUUUCAAUUCCAACUUAUCAGCUGGAUUUCAUGAAUCCCUUUGCCGGGGAGAUUUAGUAGACGUAACAUUAGCUGCUGAAGGACAACUUGUUAAAGCGCAUCGGCUUGUACUGUCUGUAUGUUCACCAUAUUUCCGAAAAAUGUUCACUCAAAUGCCAGCAAAUCAACAUGCAUUCGUAUUCCUCAAAGACGUCAGUCACGCCGCCCUCAAAGAUUUAAUUCAAUUUAUGUAUUGUGGCGAAGUCAACGUGAAACAAGACGCAUUACCGACAUUUAUCAGUACAGCCGAAGCAUUACAAAUAAAAGGGCUCACCGAAACCGGUGAACCAGCAACGCCAGCCUCAUCACAAACGCCCGUGAAAGUGUCCACGCCAGCUCCCUCUGUUGCUAGCACAACAGCGACAACAUCACCGCGAUCACGAGUACAGCGCAAUAUCAGCCGUACAUCAUACAAAUUGGAAUCGGAAGACAGUAGCGAUGAUAAACCAGCGCCAGUAGUUGCACAAAAAAGACUUAUAUCACGCAGUAUUACGCCAGUUACUGCACCAGCCUUAAAACGAACCAAAAACAGUGACCCACUCGAAGCAUCGGAGCCUACAUCUCAGCAACAAAUUAUCACGACCAUUGAAACGAAAUCAAAUGCCGAAGAAACUGAAUUCAUUGACCUGCCCAUGGAAACAAUGCCAACCAAAUCGGAACCGGACUACGGCGACGAUACGGGCGAAGUGGAAGCGGUCGACCAGGAUACCACCUAUGUUGAAGACGACUCAGGCGACUACGGCGAUAUGAAAUAUGAUUCAAGCUACUUUACGGAAAAUGAUGAUGUCAAAGCAGGAGCUUCUGGAUUUGCUGAACCGUAUGCCGAAACUGGAGACCAAUCUGCGAAUGAAGCACAAGAAAAUACUUCCGAUGCCGCUGUAGAAGAAACAAUAGAAACGAUAGUGGAUCCAGAGACGGAAACCGAUACCGACAAUAAAUCUUCCGUUAUUUAUAUUAGUAGUUUAAAAGGUGGCUUUCAGUUAUGCCUAGACGGAUAUCCGUUUACAAGGCACCGGAAUCGGGACGAUACCACGUAUUGGCGAUGUGUACAGUUCAAGCCGUUGGGUUGCAAAGCCAGAGUACGUACCAAAGUUUACGGUAAAAGGUUAGAAAUAGUACAGCGUGAACAUAAUCACACAAUUCUAACGGAACGGCGUAAGAAAGGUGUACUAAAAGCGAUGAUGGCGGAAAAGAAAAGCAAAAUUGCUGAAAGUGAUAACAGUGAUAGUAGAAUUAACACGUAAUAUAGUCUGCAAUAAUAUUGGACAUUGGUAUGAUUAUAUGUCACAUCAUCAUCAUUUUCUAAAAGAGAUACUCUGUCCUUCGAUUAUAGUUAAAGUCAUACAAUUCUCAAUUACACGAAAAAUGGUUUGUCCGUUUCAACUGUAAAUGGAUCUGAAGCUGUGCGUGAUGAGAGAUCGUCGAGAUCCAAUGUAGUGUGUUUAAGUGCUGGUCGCCCAGGUUUUCGGUUGAUAAAUGAAAUAUGAAACGCCCUUGGUUGUUUAUAAAAAUUGUUGUAAAGGGGGAAUUUUUAGUGGAAAAAUUGCAAGAUAUUCAGUUCAAACGAAAUUUCAGUUCCGUUCAACGAUUUCGAAAAAGUUACCCUUUCAGCGGACGUUGAUGGUCAUCUGUCAUUGACAACGAUUACAAAGAUUUACUCAGAUCCAAAGAUGUCGUAGACUCGAUUUUUAACCGAUUGAGCUAGCUGACAUUCUUCAUACUGUAGUGUAGUAGUACAACUACUGCUAUUAGUGACAUGUCUGAUAUAUGUGAAAGGUUAAACAGCCAAACCAUGUAAACUCAAUUGAAUUCCAUUUAACUUUCCAUUUCCUUCGGUUCCGACAACAAAACAUACAUUUUUUGAAACCACUAAAUAGCAAAGUAUCUCCUUGUUAGUACAUAUGUAACAUUAAUCAGUGCAUGGAUAAAACGACAAAAACGUUAAAUUCCAUUAUUCUGACAACGAAUUACGCGAAUAAAUUUUAAUCAAACUUUGGAUGUGAUAUUCUGGUUGAAAAAACAUUUUUCUUAUAACUUUAUGUGGGCGACUGUUGCAUUUCACCGGGAAAAUUGAAUGUUCCACAAUGUGCAACACACAUACGCUUCAAUUUGGUUUCAAAAGAAUUUCUGUUAUUUCAUAAAACACUCUUUGAAACGGAAAAUAGCAGACAACCGUAAAACAAUAAACAAAUGUACGUCUCUAGUGUUUGCUCUUAACACUUUUGUCUUACGAUAUAAUGGUUAUUACCUCAUACACAUUGUAUAUAACUUUGUGACACAGUGAAUAAGCCAUUGAACGAGUCAAUAUUGAUAAGAAUCAUGGAUAGAAAUAAGUGAAAUGUACAGCGAAAUGUUUGCAAUCUUACAAGUUGGAGUGGUUUUGUUUCAAAUUGAAAUUUUAAUUUAUAAUUCAUCGACGAAACAUCAGCAUGUUGAUGAAUGCAACAUUAAACGGCUAUGCCAAAAGAAGCAGUUUAUUGUAAUGAAUAAAGAGAUUUUAAUUUA
Bradysia coprophila is the source of this 2762-nucleotide messenger RNA. It is a transcript of the gene mod(mdg4), whose product is annotated as modifier of mdg4. The record is from RefSeq and is a predicted model, not a curated record. Lineage: Eukaryota; Metazoa; Arthropoda; Insecta; Diptera; Sciaridae. Gene Ontology annotation, molecular function: protein binding; DNA binding. Gene Ontology annotation, cellular component: nucleus. Gene Ontology annotation, biological process: regulation of transcription by RNA polymerase II.